Molecule: messenger RNA, 1839 nt
Organism: Siniperca chuatsi (mandarin fish)
Lineage: Eukaryota; Metazoa; Chordata; Actinopteri; Centrarchiformes; Sinipercidae
Gene: dhrs3b
Product: dehydrogenase/reductase (SDR family) member 3b
Exons: 6
Coding region: 532-1440 (302 amino acids)
Cellular component (GO): lipid droplet
Molecular function (GO): oxidoreductase activity, acting on the CH-OH group of donors, NAD or NADP as acceptor
Source: RefSeq, a predicted model, not a curated record
CAGGGCAGACGGGCACUGGAGCAAAAUAUUCAUCCCCACUUAACAUAUUAAUCAGGAUCAAUGCCCUCACAAACCUCUCCUUUAGGUUCAUCCAGGUCCUUUCACUAGUGGAAGUACCGAAGCCAGGGCAGAGGCGGUAAUAUAAGGCAGGACAGGACAGGAACACAACACCAAAGCCCAGCGGUUUCAGUAGCGCACACCACGGAGCGUCGCCUGGACUUGUGUAUCUGCGUCUCUACCAGUGGUUGAUAGGCUUAAUGACUGCUAACUCACACAUUUCGAGUGCGUGAUGCAUGUCGACUAACAUGUCAGAGCUCCUUGAAGUCACACAGUUCUGCUUUUUUAAUAUUUUUUCGCCAGUGGAUUACUCAUGCAGCAGUUCCUGAGGCUGCACAUGAUAUUGUUUGCAUGCGGAGAAACUUGCAGGAGCUCAUAAGUCGCUGUUUCUGUACUGUUGGAGGAGGAUCAGUUGUGCACGUAAACUUGCAGCGUAAACAUCUACUUGUCGGCUGCCCGUGAGCACUUUCCGAGAUGGAGUUGAAGAGCGCGUGUCGUAUGUUUCUCUUCCCGGUUCAAAUGCUCUAUUAUAUAGUUAGAGCAAGUUUAUUUUCGCUGUUGCCAAGCAGAAGGAAGGAUCUGACCAAGGAGGUGGUGUUGAUCACCGGUGGGGGACGAGGCAUCGGGCGUCACCUGGCCAAAGUGUUUGCCAAGCAAGGGGCCAGAAAGGUGAUCUUGUGGGGCCGAACAGAAAAGUGCCUCAAAGAAACAGCUGAAGAUAUCUCUCUCUCAGGAACAGAGUGCCAUUACUUCCUGUGUGAUGUGGCCAAUCGGGAGGAGGUUUACAGGCAAGCCAAGGUGGUUAGAGAAAAGGUGGGAGAUAUUACGAUAUUAGUGAACAACGCAGCUGUAGUCCACGGCAAAAGUCUGAUGGACAGCGAUGACAACGCCCUUCUGAAAUCCCAACACAUCAACACCAUGGGACAGUUCUGGACUACAAAGGCCUUCCUGCCUAGGAUGCUGGAGCUGCAGCACGGCCAUGUAGUAUGCAUAAACUCCAUCCUGUCCCAGUCUCCCAUCCCUGGGGCCAUAGACUACUGCACCUCCAAGGCCUCAUCUCUGGCCUUUAUGGAGAGUCUGACGUUGGGCCUGCUGGACUGUCCUGGUGUUGGCUGCACCACUGUGCUUCCCUUCCACACCAAUACAGAGAUGUUCCAGGGCAUGAGAGUCAGGUUUCCCCAGCUCUUUCCACCUCUCAAACCUGAGGUAGUUGCCCAGAGGACUGUGGAUGCCGUCAGAGCUGACAAGGCCUUCCUCUACCUGCCCUGGACUAUGCAUGCCCUUGUCAUUCUAAAAAGCUUCAUGCCACAAGUUGCACUUGAAGAAAUCCACAGGUUUUCUGGGAGUUAUACCUGCAUGAACACGUUCAAAGGGAGGACAUGAACCUGGAUUACACACAAUGUGAGAGCGACUUCAACAGCUCCGGGGUGUAAUGAAGGGAAUAUGGACCUUAAGACAUCUGGAAGUGGAGAAUGCCCCAUGACAGUGUGAAGACAAACACUUAAGGGACAUGCAAGGUGGUUGCUUCUGCAAGUAGAAUUAAUUGAUAAACUGCAGGAUACACCCUGGUCCCAUAUGUGUGUGUGCAUAUGUGUAUAGUAUGGAGGACUGAAUGCCAUUCUCACUUUGAACAGAAGCCAUGCAUACAUAGGUCUGUACCAGCAGUUAUUCUGGGAGUUUUUUGUGACACUUGUUUUAGUCUGUUUUUACACUUAUUUUUUAUUCUCCUUUUUAAUGUUUCCUUGAAUCAAAACAAGAUAAUAAAAUGGAGUUUUAGAGAUA